Messenger RNA from Dendrobium catenatum, 1044 nucleotides. RefSeq names its product ethylene-responsive transcription factor WRI1-like. The record is from RefSeq and is a predicted model, not a curated record. Gene Ontology annotation, biological process: regulation of DNA-templated transcription. Bases 1 to 1044 code for a protein of 347 amino acids. Lineage: Eukaryota; Viridiplantae; Streptophyta; Magnoliopsida; Asparagales; Orchidaceae. The transcript is spliced from 7 exons. Gene Ontology annotation, molecular function: DNA-binding transcription factor activity; DNA binding.
AUGGAGAAAUCAAAUUCUUCUUUCUCUUCUCCCUCUCCUCCUCCUAUUUCUAAGCCAAGGCACAAGAGAAGCAAGAAUGCCCAUGCGAUCACUGACAAGAACAAUGUGGGAGGAAGCACCAGUGCUUGUGGGAAGCGAAGCUCUAUCUAUAGAGGAGUCACCAGGCAUAGGUGGACUGGAAGAUAUGAAGCUCAUCUGUGGGACAAGAAUAGCUGGAAUCUCAUGCAUAACAAGAAAGGCAGACAAGUUUAUUUGGGGGCCUAUGAUGAUGAGGAGGCUGCAGCUCAUACCUACGACCUUGCCGCACUUAAGUACUGGGGUCCUGAUACAGUGCUUAAUUUCCCUGCAAACACCUAUUUGAAAGAGUUCGAGGAGAUGCAGAGCAUGUCAAAGGAAGAAUACUUGGCUACUCUUAGGCGAAGAAGCAGUGGCUUCUCCAGAGGAGUAUCUAAAUAUAGAGGCGUUGCAAGGCAUCACCACAAUGGUCGAUGGGAGGCUAGGAUUGGACGCAUCCAUGGCAACAAAUAUCUCUACUUGGGAACUUUCAGCACACAAGAAGAGGCAGCCCAAGCCUACGACAUGGCCGCCUUAGAAUACAGAGGCCCCAAUGCGGUGACCAACUUCAACACUAGCUACUAUACAAGCCAUCCACCCCCAUCGCCAAUGCCAAUGCUAGAGCCCAACUAUUCCAUGAUUAUGCCGUCUCCUUCCUCAUUGAAGUCUCUUGACAAAGAGCUUUCUGACAUUAUCAACAUACAAGUCCCAGAUGACUUUGGAGAUCUUCUCUGGUCAGAUAUGGAGAAUAAGGAGUUCGACUCUUCUCAAGAAGUUAACUUUGAGGAAACUAAUAACCUCCAUGAUUUGUUUGAUUGCGUUGGUUUUGAGGAGAAUAUCGAGCAUCUUUUCGAGGGGAUCGAUUAUGAUAAUGGCAAUAUUGACAACAAUAAUGAUGAUGGUGGUGGCGGCCUGGCGGAGGAAAGGGCAAGCUCGAGUACGCUUAAUUCGGCUGCUUCUUAUCCUCCUCCAGUCAGUAUAUACUCUUAG